This is a messenger RNA of Hypomesus transpacificus, 2898 nucleotides long. It is a transcript of the gene pex5lb, whose product is annotated as peroxisomal biogenesis factor 5-like b. Gene Ontology annotation, molecular function: protein binding. NCBI's taxonomy places the organism in Eukaryota, Metazoa, Chordata, Actinopteri, Osmeriformes, Osmeridae. Gene Ontology annotation, cellular component: peroxisomal membrane; cytosol. The transcript is spliced from 14 exons. The record is from RefSeq and is a predicted model, not a curated record. The coding region runs from base 1 to 1875 and encodes 624 amino acids. Gene Ontology annotation, biological process: protein import into peroxisome matrix, docking.
AUGAGUACGGAGAACUACCUGCCAGGUGUGAUGAAGAGUGGGAAAGGGGAAAGGGCUGUUGCCAUGGUGCUGAAGGAGCUUCCGGGUAAAAAGGCAUCCUCAGAAGGAAACCCCCUCCUCAGCGUGACAACCAAGCUGGUCGGUGAGCAGCAAGAGAGCCGCCCACUGCUGAGUCCCUCCAUCGAUGAUUUCCUGUCAGAAAGCCGCAUCGACGGCCCUGUGGCCCGGCUGGUCACCUCCAACACAGCAGUUCUGUCCACAGCCUUGGACCUGGUGGACCUGAGUGAGCCUGGGGAGAGUUCCAGUGGCUUCAACAGCAGGAAGGGCAGCAGCCGGGCCCGUCGGAGCCCCACGGUCCCCAAGAGGGGCAGCGCCAAGAGCAGCCCCCGCAGGAGGAGACCCGAGGACACGGAGCUCAUCCAGGUGGAGGUGGACCGCUCGUCCCCAAGCCCUCGCACCCCAGAGAGAGUGUCACUCGAUUCAGUCAGUCUCUCCAGUUCCCCAUUGGACAAAUGGGAGGAAGUAAACCUCCAACCGGAAGGCUCCCUGAACAAUGGCAGGAAGAGAAGAUUCGAGAAGAGGUGCACAUCACAACACUCCUCCAGCGAACUAUUGUGGUCUGCAGAUUUCAAAACAGAUCCAUCCACCAAGAACUCGUUCGAGGUCAACAGCAUAGAUGAUAUUGAUUUUGUAUCAGCAGCACAGGACUGCUGCGUGGGCAGAGAGAGGCGUCUAGGCCGUGCCCUCCUGGCCAGAAAUCAGUCUAUGGAGGAUGAGUUUGUGAAGGCAAAGGCUGCCGUAGAGUCUGACACAGAAUUUUGGGACAAGAUGCAGGCAGAGUGGGAGGAGUUAGCUCGGAGGAACUGGCUGGAGGAGAUGGACCCUGAAGGCCAAACACCCCCCACAGUCUCUCCAGUAGAGAAGGGUUACUUCUUUCACACCAAUAACCCAUAUCGAGAGUGGCCCAAUGCUUUUGAAGAGGGCCAGCAGAAGGCCAGAGAGGGUGACCUGAACAAUGCUGUCCUUCUGCUUGAGGCGGCCAUCUUACAAGAUUCUCAGGAUUCAGUGUCCUGGCAGGUUCUUGGCACUACACAGGCUGAGAAUGAAAAUGAACAAGCAGCUAUUGUGUCACUUCAGAGGUGUCUGGAGCUCAACCCCAACAACCUGCCAGCGCUCAUGGCCCUGGCUGUGAGUCUAACCAACACAGGCCAGCAGAAGGAGGCUGGUGAGGCUCUGCACCGCUGGAUCUGCCACAACCCCCGCUACAAGCACCUUCUCCUGGGGAGCAGGAGCCCACUGCAGGGGUCUCCAGCCACACCGCGCAGGGGUCCCCACAACCCCACUCUGGGCAGCUGCCAGCUGGCAGAGGUGAAAGGAUUGUUCCAGGACGCGGCUCUGCUGAACACAGAUGGAGUGGACCCGGACCUCCAGACAGGCCUUGGGGUCCUUUUUAACCUCAGCUCAGAGUUUGACAAGGCUGUGGAGGCAUUUAACGCUGCACUAUCUGUCAGACCAGAGGACUACUUGCUGUGGAACCGUCUGGGGGCCACACUGGCCAAUGGGGACCGAAGUGAGGAGGCAGUGGAGGCCUACACCCGGGCGCUGGAGCUCCAGCCAGGGUUCAUCAGGUCCCGCUACAACCUGGGGAUCAGCUGUAUCAACCUUGGGGCCCACAGAGAAGCAGCCAGUAACUUCCUGACGGCACUGAACCAGCAGAGACAAAGUCACCGCCAGACUCACCAGGUUAUGUCAGCCAACAUCUGGGCCGCCCUGAGAAUCGCCAUCUCCAUGAUGGACCGGCCAGAGCUCUACCAGGCUGCCAACAUCGGAGACCUGGACCUUUUAAUGAGGGCAUUCGACAUGGGGGAUAUGUGACAAGGUAUUCUGGAGCCCAUAGGGAAACAAUGUGCCAGUAGUUAAGGGGUUGCCAGUUUGGCCAGUGGUCGGGUUGCCAAACAUGGCUCCAAAUAUGAUGUCCUUUAAUAUGAUGUCAAGAGAGUGUAUUUUAGGAAGUGGAUGGUGAAUGGUUUGUUAUAGAAAGUAAUAAAACAGAUGGGCUGAAUACUGGAGGUGAAUGACACCCAAGCUUUGGAUGAUAUCAUGGUGGAAAAUGAAAUUACUGCAACAAUAUUUAGGAAAUAUAAACAACUUUACUAAAUCUUUACAGUGACUGCAACCAACUCGCCAUAUAAUACCAAACAGCCAUAGACUAAAAGCCAACUACAUAAUCCACAAAUCUCUUUUUCUUGCACUCUAUGGGACUUCCUGUGUAAGGAAACACCAUUUCAGUGGAGUGGAGUUUAUUGUUUGGUCCUUUUGAAAUGGGUUUGCACAACAGCAAUGGGGAAUUCCCGAAGAAGAAUAUAACAUUGACAAAAAAAAGAUGUUUCACAAUAGAGGAAUUAAAAGCCAUGCAUGCCUGGCAAUCACACUUUGUAAUAAAGCCUUAUAGUAAAUGAAAUUGCAUCAACUGCACAAGUCAUAAUCACUUACAGAAAACAAGAUAUUUUAUGUUAGAGGCUACUGUGAUUGUCACUAUUCUGUUGCCUCUGUACUUGCUAUGCUAUAUGUUGUGUCCCUCUUCCCCUGAAUAUUCCUACAGUAUGAAGCUACUUCCUUGCCUGAGGUAGGCCUAAAUAGGAGUCUGGAUCAGGGAAAGAGGAAUGCACAGUCACAUCUGCCUCUGCAUACACCACACACACAAACCCACACACACCAUUCUUUCUUCCGGGCAGGAAUCAGUCACUGUGAUUGCCUAGUGUCUCUGUGUUCUGUAAUCUCCUAGGAGAUCAAUCUCCCCUCUCUGUCCAGGUGGGUGCUGAGAGUCUCUCCCCCAGUCACAGAUGAUUUAUCUCCCAUGUCUGCAGGUGCACAGCCUGCCACUCGUACAACACUACU